CAAUGUCCCACGAAAACGUCUACCACUCCCGCCCGCGCAAUUACGGCAAAGGCUCGCGAAACUGCGUCGUCACCGGCGAAAAGAAGCGCGCCGGUCUCAUUCGCAAGUACGGCCUCAAUAUGAGUCGUCAGGCGUUCCGGGAGAAGGCGGCGGAUAUUGGGUUUGUUAAGUAUCGCUGAGUGCCACAAAGGCCGGAGCGAGAAUGGUCAGAAUGGUCAAAAUGGUCAAAAUAAGCAGUAUGUUGGGUUGGACCAGUAUGGAGUGUGAUGUGGUUACAGAAGGCGCCGCCGCAGCAGCUCAACAUACAGCAUGUAUAUCAUGUCAUGGUUAAUUACAUUACCGUACCAGC
Molecule: messenger RNA, 349 nt
Organism: Baudoinia panamericana UAMH 10762
Lineage: Eukaryota; Fungi; Ascomycota; Dothideomycetes; Mycosphaerellales; Teratosphaeriaceae
Exons: 3
Biological process (GO): translation
Cellular component (GO): cytosolic small ribosomal subunit; ribosome
Molecular function (GO): zinc ion binding; structural constituent of ribosome
Source: RefSeq, a predicted model, not a curated record